AUGUUUCGAAUGGCCGCAUUGCCUUUGCUGUGCCUGCUACUGUUCCCCAUUAUCACUCAAGGUUCUCCUGAGGUGGUCUGGAACGUUGCAAGUGGACCCUGCUUGAAGAAGAAACCUGAAGUGGUCAUACCGCUCGUUACUUACAAUAUUUCCCAUAAUGAAGAUCAGCAAUUCUUUGGUAGAAAAAUUGUUUUAUUCUAUGAAAAACAUUUUGGGUUAUGCCCAUAUUACAACAACUCCAAACCGGAUCAGCCAAUCAACGGAGGCUUACCCCAGAAAGUUCUCGUUAGUGAUCAUUUGGUGGCGGUUAUUAAAGACAUCAGAACAAAAAUUCCUGAUCGGAACUUCGACGGACUCGCUGUGAUCGACCUAGAGGAAUGGCGUCCGCUUUUCAAAAUGAACUGGGGAAAACAAAAAGGGGGAUUCCAAAGGGAUUUUGUGCCUCACUCUGGAGCGUGCUAUAUCCACCACGGUCAUCGCAAGGAGGUCGACGUAAAUGUCUAUAGAGAGCAAUCCGUGGCUCUGGUGAAGUCCAAACACCCCAAACUUUCGCAUAAGAAGGCGCUGCUGCUAGCUGAAAAGGAGUUCAACGAAGCUGCACGCAUCUUCUUCGUAUGGACACUGAAGAUGGCUCGUAGAAUACGUCCUAAAGCUCAUUGGGGCUACUACGACUACCCGUUCUGUAACGCCCACGCUGGUGAUACACCCAAUGUAUACUCUUGCAAUAAGAAAGCCAAGCAGUACAAUGACGAGUUGGACUUCAUAUAUCGAACUAGUACAGCCUUGUUCCCUUCCAUCUACUUGAAUGGGGAAAAGACCGAAAAGCAGGCCUUCCGCUCCGUUCAGGCAUUUAUCCAAGAGACUAGACGAGUUGCUGAAAAACGGAAUCCUCCUUUGGAAUUCUUCGUCUAUACAAAAUUCGAAUAUGACCCUUAUACCAAUAUUACAUCAUUCUACAGCAAGGGCGAUCUGUGUAACACCAUGAAGCAACCUGCAGACCUUGGAGCGAAUGGCCUGGUUCUAUGGAGCACCAGUAAAAACAUGAAGAGUCGUUGUGAACUUAUUUCAGACUACGUAAAAUCGGAACUUGGACCAACUCUCGUAGACAUUAGGCAAAAAUUGGACGAAUGCAGGAGAAAAAGGUGUUACAAUCGAGGAACUUGUGUGCUUCAGAAGCCAGCAAAGACAUGCAAAUUCGAUGUUGUCUUCACGGAUUACAUUUGUCGUUGUGAUCGUGGAUACAAAGGAAAGGACUGCUCUCAGGUGUACAAGAACUAUCCCUUUAAUAUCACGUCAACCUAA
Ostertagia ostertagi is the source of this 1302-nucleotide messenger RNA. NCBI's taxonomy places the organism in Eukaryota, Metazoa, Nematoda, Chromadorea, Rhabditida, Trichostrongylidae. The record is from the annotation of a GenBank genome assembly.